UUCCUUUAUAACUACUCCAAUAAUUAAAACUUCAACAACUGCAACUGCCCCUACUACAACAACCACACAAAAAACUGCAAAAACAACUACCCUCACAACUACAACAACUUCUCCAACAACAAUUACUACCCUAACAUCAACUAGAAGGAUAUUCCCAAUAACAACAAUCAACCCGACAACAGCAGCCACCAUCCCACCAACAAAUAAAACAGUGUUUUCACCAACAACCGCCAUGAACCUGUUAACAUUAGCCCCAAACAGAGACAUAUCUUGUAAUUUUGAGAAUGGUUCUUGCUCAUGGUCCACCGGUCCAUGUGGUGCCACGAAUAGUAAGGUAUCCAAGGAAAUGUACCAGUGGGAAAUUAGCAACGCGCGCACGAGUCAUUCAGGUAUACGAUCAUCGUAUUAAACACAUUAUUACAUUAUUGAGUGAUACUUAAUUAAUUACAUUACCUGAUUUUUUUUUUUUUACCUCGACAUGUUUCUGAACAUACUAUGAGUCAUGAGUAGUUAAAUUUGAUCUAACCUAUCGUAGUAAUAUUGCCCUCCACCAAAAGCCAUUCAUAUUGAUAUGUUUAUUAAUGUAAUUUUCUCAACAGUGAAAAUUCCUCGAUCAAAGUUAUGACAACGAAAUUUACAGCUUUUUUUUUUUUUUUUUAAACCUUCCUUAAACAUGUCAGUAGAAGCUGAAAACUGGUUCUUUCAAUCUCUAGAACCAUUGAACUAUUAAUGGCUAUUCAGAGGAACAACGUUUUAACUACAACUUUCUAAAGGUCAAAAUUUCUACAAAUCUACACAGUUUUCAGACUUAAAAUCUAUUGAAAUUGAAAAUGAUAUAAUCAGAUAAUGGUCAAUAUAUCUUUGCCAUUACAAUAAAAAUAUUUAUGUAUUCUUUUUUUAUUUGGACUUCAUAAUAUAUCGUAUUAAUUGACCAUAAAGGAGAUUAAGUAACUUUUCUUUGAUUUUUUUAGGCAAUCUGUCCAGUUCCGGUAAUUACAUAUUCAUUGACAUCACCAAUGACACGAACCAGGGACCAAUAGAUGUUUGCUUGUUUAGUGGAAAAGUUACAAUCAUAGGGGAUACAACCUUGCAUUUCUGGUAUUUCUUUGAGGGAGCCACUACUGGAAAUCUUUCCUUAACUUUAGUGGAGUCAACAGGCCGUGAAACAAUAUUGUGGUCAGUGGGUGGUCAACAAGAGCCUAAAUGGAAAGAGGUCGAAUUGGUGUUGGACAAUGCUGCAGAUGCCAGGGUGAGACAUUUUAUUAUAAGUCAUUCGUCAGAUGAUACAAUUUACGAUAAGUCGUAUGUCAGAUGAUACAAUUUAUUAAUUAUUAUAAGUCAGGUUAGAAGAUUUAUUAUUUUAAGAGUCAAAUGUCAGGUUAGACACUUUAUUGUGAUUCAAAUGUCAGGCGAUAUACUUGAUUAUGAGAGACAUAUGAUAGUUCCAUACAAUCCUUUCGUUUUUAUUUCAGAUAAGUGUAAAAAAUUAGCUGAAUUGUGACAUCAUCAAUAAUAUCUUCUUCUUUUAUUUUAAGGGCCCACGAUCAAUUUAUAAAAUAGAAACAUUAUUCUAUCAUCCGGGUUAAAUAUAAAAUGUAAAACUUGAGUUCUACCACAAAGUCUUGGAAUGACGACAUCACAUCUACUCACCACUUAUAUAACAUCUAUUCACCAAUUACAUCACAUCUAUUCACCACUUACAUCACAUCUAUUCACCACUUACAUCACAUCUACUCACCACUUGCAUCACACCUACUCACCACUUGCAUCACACCUACUCACCACUUACAUCAUAUCUACUCACCACUUACAUCACACCUACUCAUACUUUACAUCACGUUUACAUCACAUUUACUCACCACUUACAUCACAUCUACUCACCACUUAACAUCAUAUCUACUCACCACUUAAUCACAUCUAAUCACCACUUACAUCAAAUCUACUCACCACUUAAUCAUAUCUAAUCACCACUUACAUCACAUAUACUCACCACUUAAUCACAUCUAAUCACCACUUAAUCACAUCUAAUCACCACUUACAUCACAUCUACUCACCACUUGCAUCAAAUCUACUCACCACUUAAUCAUAUCUAAUCACCACUUACAUCACAUCUACUCACCACUUGCAUCACACCUACUCACCACUUGCAUCACACCUACUCACAUUUUACAUCAUAUCUACUCACCACUUACAUCACACCUACUCAUACUUUACAUCACGUUUACAUCACAUUUACUCACCACUUACAUCACAUCUACUCACCACUUAACAUCAUAUCUACUCACCACUUAAUCACAUCUAAUCACCACUUACAUCAAAUCUACUCACCACUUAAUCAUAUCUAAUCACCACUUACAUCACAUAUACUCACCACUUAAUCACAUCUAAUCACCACUUAAUCACAUCUAAUCACCACUUACAUCACAUCUACUCACCACUUAAUCACAUCUAAUCACCACUUACAUCACAUCUAAUCACCACUUACAUCACACCUACUCAUCACUUACAUUAAAUCUACUUAUCCUUUACAUCACAUUUACUCCCCACUUACAUCACAUCUACUGACCACUUAAUCACAUCUACUCAACACUUACAUCAGAUCUAAUCACCACUUAACAUCACAUCUAUUCACCACUUAAUCACAUCUAAUCACCACUUACAUCACAUCUAUUCACCACUUAAUCACACCUAUUCACCACUUACAUCAAAUAUACUCACCACUUACAUCACACCUACUCACCACUUACAUCACAUCUACUCACCACUUAAUCACACCUAUUCACCACUUACAUCACAUCUACUCACCACUUGCAUCACACCUACUCACCACUUACAUCACAUUUACUCACCACUUACAUCACACCAACUCACCACUUAAAUCACAUCUACUCACCACUUGCAUCACACCUAUUCACCACUUACAUCACAUCUACUCACCACUUACAUCACAUCUACUCACCACUUACAUCACAUCUACUACAUCAAUGGUUACAAAGUUGAAUAUGCCGAUAAAACGUACAGUACUCAGUGCAAUACAUUUCAGUAUUUAUAAUUUUAUCAUGGCAUUUAUCAUCGUUUUUCCACAGCUGAAAUUCUCAUGUUCUGUUGAUGCAAAUGGAUCAUCCUUGAUCGCCUUAGAUAAUAUCAGUCUCUCGUAUGAUCUUACGGGUAAAAAAAUUGUGUGUACAAUAAUUAGAUUCCAAUUCUUUAAUCAAAAUCUUUACAUAUAGCAAUAUUUUGUGGUGGAGUAAAUGUUACUACUUUAUAUUAUCUCCAGUAACAGUUUCAUUAAAAUAUUGAAGGCAAUAUUAGAAACAAGAUGCAUAAGUAAGCUUCAUUGGAAUAUUGAAGGCAAUAUUAGAAACAAGAUGCAUAAGUAAGCUUCAUUGGAAUAUUGAAGGCAAUAUUAGAAACAAGAUGCAUAAGUAAGCUUGAUUGGAAUAUUGAAGGCAAUAUUAGAAACAAGAUGCAUAAGUAAGCAUGAUUGGAAUAUUGAAGGCAAUAUUAGAAACAAGAUGCAUAAGUAAGCUUCAUUGGAAUAUUGAAGGCAAUAUUAGAAACAAGAUGCAUAAGUAAGCUUCAUUGGAAUAUUGAAGGCAAUAUUAGAAACAAGAUGCAUAAGUAAGCUUCAUUGGAAUAUUGAAGGCACUAUUAGAAACAAAAUGCAUAAGUAAGCUUGAUUGGAAUAUUGAAGGCAAUAUUAGAAACAAAAUGCAUAAGUAAGCUUCAUUGGAAUAUUGAAGGCAAUAUUAGAAACAAAAUGCAUAAGUAAGCUUGAUUGGAAUAGUGAAGGCAAUAUUAGAAACAAGAUGCAUAAGUAAGCUUCAUUGGAAUAUUGAAGGCAAUAUUAGAAACAAAAUGCAUAAGUAAGCUUCAUUGGAAUAUUGAAGGCAAUAUUAGAAACAAGAUGCAUAAGUAAGCUUGAUUGGAAUAUUGAAGGCAAUAUUAGAAACAAGAUGCAUAAGUAAGCUUCAUUGGAAUAUUGAAGGCAAUAUUAGAAACAAAAUGCAUAAGUAAGCUUGAUUGGAAUAGUGAAGGCAAUAUUAGAAACAAGAUGCAUAAGUAAGCUUCAUUGGAAUAUUGAAGGCAAUAUUAGAAACAAGAUGCAUAAGUAAGCUUCAUUGGAAUAUUGAAGGCAAUAUUAGAAACAAGAUGCAUAAGUAAGCUUCAUUAGAAUAUUGAAGGCAAUAUUAGAAACACGAUGCAUAAGUAAGCUUCAUUGGAAUAUUGAAGGCAAUAUUAGAAACAAGAUGCAUAAGUAAGCUUCAUUGGAAUAUUGACUUGGCUGUACACGCCUUAAACAGAGUCUCCGCAGUAUUUAAAUAACUACUUUCACAACAUUGAUCAAGAAUUUCUCUUAAAUAUGGCGUGUAAUGAUGAAAUAUUCAAUUCGUUUCAAGAUACAUGAACUUAAUUUUCAACUCAAAAUGUGCCGUUAAAAUUAUUUGUUUUUAAAGACGUAAAUUGAUUCCUUUUUUCAGCUCCAACGAAUGUCACUAUUGUAAAUGAUGUUUCAAAAGCUUCACCAAAGCCAACAACAGCUCACUAUAUCACAACGAAAACCCCUGUUGGUAUCAUCACUCAGCCCCCACCAGGAACAUCAAAGGCGACCACAGCUCACUUUAUCACACAAAGAACCCCUGGUGGUUACGCCACUCACCCCAGGCCAGCCACACCAAAGCGAACCACACCAAAGCCAGCCACACCAAAGCCAACCACACCAAAGCCAGCCACACCAAAACCAGCCACACCAAAGCCAAUCACACUAAGGCCAGCCACACCAAAGCCACCCCCACAGAGGACAACACAUACGCCCCAGAGGGUGACUCAAGGGAGAGCACACAGUUCUGCCAACACAGGAAGCAUGAGCACAACAACCAUAGCCAUCAUAGCAGUCUUCUCUUGUCUUGCUGGCCUCCUGCUCAUUGUGGUGCUCAUAGUUUGUGUACGCCGUCGAGACGAGAUCUGUCCUCAUAACUCUCCAUAUCUGACAGACCAAGAUUCAUAUGCCAUGACCCAUGUAAAGAAUUAUAAAUAGAUCAACCUACCUCCACACUAAAAGACUAACAACUUUUCUAUUGAACUAACAAGUCGAUACAUUUUAUAUGAGUUGACUUUGUAGAGAUUUAUUUAAAGGUAUAAAAAAAUCAAGCGUGACAAAGUGUGACAAUGUUGCGUCCGUUUUUCACCCCAGGAACUUAAAUCUAAUACCUGUGCGUUAAGGACUGCGUAAAUCAGCGAUCAGCUCAACUUAAAGGCUCAGAUGUUUCCACAGCUUUGGCUGUCUACUGGGAUUCAAUGCAAUAGUGGACUAUAAAGCUGACAGUAGUUGCAUAAAUCUAUGACUUUUGAUGAGAUUCCGUUCAUGAAAAGUUGUAUCAAAAAUAUCAUGAUCAAAAGUAUCGCCAGUAUUCAAGUCAUUUAACCAGUCAAAUAUUUUACAAACUAAUUGAAGCCAGGUUCAAAGUUCAAACGAUUUGCAAUACUGUCAUUCAGGCUGAAAUCAUCAAUUGAAUUGUAAAGAACAUAUUUUGAGACUUUUCUUUUUACAUGGCACAAUUUUACUAGAAACUUUACAAUUAAGUAGAUCACGAUUUUUUAAAUAUAUUUUUACUAUUUUAUUAGUUAUGGUUAUUGGUGGGAUUCUUGUUCCAAAAGAGAAUGAUAAUAAAUAUUGGAUGAAUUAGGCGCCAACAAAUCUUUUUGUUGUUACAAUGCCAUGUGAUGUGUCUUUGUUAUAAUCAUACGAUGUGGUGUGUCUUUGCUAUAAUCAUACCAUGUGGUGUCUUUUUUAUAAUCAUACCAUGUGGUGUGUCUUUGAUAUAAUCAUACCAUGUGUUGUGUCUUUGUUAUAAUCAUACCAUGGGGUGUCUUUUUUAUAAUCAUACCAUGUGGUGUGUCUUUGUUAUAAUCAUACCAUGUGGUGUGUCUUUGUUAUAGCCAUGUGGUGUGUCUUUGUUAUAGCCAUGUGGUGUGUCUUUGUUAUAGUUAUGUGGUGUGUCUUUGUUAUAACCAUGUGAUGUGUCUUUGUUAUAACCCUGCCAUGUGGUGUGUCUUUCGUUUUAACAAUGUCAUGUGGUGAGUCUUUGUAAUAGCCAUGCCACGUGGUGUGUCUUUGGUACAACCAUUCCAUGUGGUGUGUCUUUGGUACAACCAUUCCAUGUGGUGUGUCUUUGGUAUAACCAUGCUAUGUGAUAUUUCUUUGUUCUAUUAAUACCUUGUGGUGUGACUUUCCUUUUAACAAUGCCAAUGUCUUUGAUAUAUUCAUCCCAUGGGGUGUGUCUUGAUUAUCAUGACAUGUGGUGUGUCUUUGUAAUAAGCAUGCCAUGUGGUGUGUCUUUUGUAUAAUCAUCCCAUGUGGUGUGUCUUUGAUAACCAUGCCAUGUGGUGUGUCUUUGUAAUAAUCAUACAAUGUGGUGUGUCUUUGUAAUUAUCAUAACAUGUGGUGUGUCUUUGGUAAAAUUAUGUCAUUUGGUGUGUCUUUGAUUAACCAUGCCACUUGGUGUGUCUUUGGUAAAAUAAUGCCUUGUGGUGUGUCUUUGGUACAACCAUCCCAUGUGGUGUGUCUUUGGUAUAACCAUGCCUUGGGGUGUGUCUUUUAUAUAACCAUGCCAUGUGUUGUGUCUUUGAUGCAAUCAUGCCAUGUGGUGUUUUUUUGAUAUAAACACGCCAUGAGGUUGUCUUGGUACAAUCAUGCCAUGUGGUGUGUCUUU
Molecule: messenger RNA, 6713 nt
Organism: Lymnaea stagnalis (great pond snail)
Lineage: Eukaryota; Metazoa; Mollusca; Gastropoda; Lymnaeidae
Source: the annotation of a GenBank genome assembly